AUGGGUAAAGUCCACGGGUCGCUUGCUCGUGCAGGCAAAGUUAAAUCGCAGACUCCAAAGGUCGAGCCUCAGGAGAAGAAGAAGACACCGAAGGGCCGCGCGAAGAAGAGAAUCACCUACACUAGACGAUUCGUGAAUGUUACUAUGACCGGUGGGAAGAGGAAGAUGAACCCGAACCCUACCGCUUAG
Molecule: messenger RNA, 189 nt
Organism: Letharia columbiana
Lineage: Eukaryota; Fungi; Ascomycota; Lecanoromycetes; Lecanorales; Parmeliaceae
Exons: 7
Coding region: 1-189 (62 amino acids)
Biological process (GO): translation
Cellular component (GO): cytosolic small ribosomal subunit; ribosome
Molecular function (GO): structural constituent of ribosome
Source: RefSeq, a predicted model, not a curated record